AGUCGUGUUUCGGCAUUGAAUUGGUUCGCAUAACUGAGGCACGGAGACUUUAUUUUCCAACAAAUACAAAUUUUUUUUUACGUUUUUCCGUUUCGAAAGAGAAAACAACGUUUUUUUUUUCGUUCACCCCAACAAAUAAAAAAACAACAACAAUUUUUUACAUGAAACCAAAAAAAGCGAAAUUCGAAGAGAAAAAAAAAUGUUUACACAUUUCCAAAAAAUACAACAUUUUGAACAAUCAUACAACCAUAGUACAAACUAAGUGACAAUUUUUCAUAGCCAAUUUAAAGUGUUUAACAAAUAAGAAAAGAGGAACAACUCGAGAUCCUAUUUUUUGACACAACACACCAACUAAAACAAAAAAAACAUUGCCAUUUUUACCGCAUAAGAUCGUCUUACAUUUCAAUAAGGAAUAGUUAAAACAGACAAUCAGUGCAUUUUAAACUAAAAACAACAACGGACACAUAUUUUAGAGACAAAACGAAAAUUAUGAAUAUGUCAAGGAGCUACUAGUGUACUAAACAAAAAACAAUAUUGUGAUUGAUAUCGAAAGAACAUUCAAAAUCAAAGUUUUUUUUUCGUGUGUGGGAGAGAUUGAAGAACAAUUUACACUACAACCAUGCCGAUGUCAGCGCUUAGUCUUUUACAAGAUGCACAAACUGCCAGAAAUGCAGCUCUUGCACUUCAAGCGAAUUUUUUGGCAAAUAUAAAGCAUGAGCACGAUGAAUUGAAUAAAUCGUCGCCAUUAUCGCCAUCGUCAUUGAGUGGGUUACCAAAUGGUGGUUUACCCGAACACAGUUUAUACCCAGGUCUUAACAUCGGUAUGUUAACGCCACAAAUGUUUGCUGCAAAUCAAACGGCAGCCGCAUUACUAUCAAAACUCUAUCCGCAUCCAUCGUUUUUCCCCUGGCAAUUGCCAUUGAGCGCAGCUGCAUCGCCACCAAUUUCGCCCAUUUCACCGGCGCUCAGUGUGAAAAGCGUAAAAAAGUUAAACAACAACAAUAACAUUGUAUCAACGACAACCAACGAAGAGCUAACCAAUAACAAUUACAAAUUAAAUAUUCACGAUGAUUUAAAACAUGAUGAACAUUUACUGACCAAAGCCAGUUCAAUUGCCAAAAAAUCAAAGACCCGCAAAACCGUCUCCAGCUACAAACAGACUCGUAUUUUGUAUCAGCCAUACACAAAUUUGGAGACAUCACCAAUGGGCAUUAGUCCGGGUCCAAUAAGCCCACCCACCUCCGGUUCAUCGCCACAAUCGAUUGGUUCGAUGGAACAUCAAUCGCCGUCAUCAUCAUCGAUUCGUACCACACCAAACAAAGAGCCAACCCGUGAUAAAUCGUUCACAUGCCAAACAUGCAACCGAUCAUUUGGCUACAAACACGUUCUGCAAAACCAUGAGCGCACCCAUACCGGCGAAAAGCCAUACGCGUGUGCAAUUUGUAGCAAACGUUUUACACGUGAUCAUCAUUUGAAAACACAUAUGCGAUUGCACACGGGCGAAAAACCAUACCAUUGCGACCAUUGCGAUCGUCAAUUUGUUCAAGUGGCCAAUUUGCGACGCCAUUUACGCGUUCACACCGGCGAAAAACCGUACGCCUGCGACAAAUGCAAAUCGAAAUUCUCCGAUUCGAAUCAAUUGAAAGCGCAUAUUGUCAUUCAUCAAGAUGAGAAACCAUUCCGAUGCGACACAUGCAACGUGACCUUCCGUCGCAGUCAUCAUUUAAUGAAUCAUAAAUGCACCAGCAGCCCACUUACACCAGCCAUGUCACCGGUCAUGUCCAUUGACAACAAAUCCAUUACAUCACGGUCCGAUGCAAGCCAAGAUGAUCUGCUCGAUUUGAGCACACAAAGUGUAGUCAUGUUUAAGCAUUUGCAUCUCAGCCAUCCGGGCUAUCCAGGGAUUCGUAAACUGCCAACACCAAUCGAACACGAAUUGUACGAACAAUGCGCCAAAGAGAGUGACUACAGUGACGCACAAGAUAUGCCAUUAGAUUUAAGUAUCGACAGUAAUUCGGACAAUGGCGAUAAACGUGAACACAAACCAUAUUCGAUAGCCGUUUGAUCCAUUCAAAGCAUCCUCGAUAUGCCCACACACUGUUCGAAUUACUUAAAUCCUCAUUAAGUUUUCAGAAAACUAACAGCAACUCAAAUGGUGUUGAACAUUCGACGUAAGUACACAACUGUUGUUCAGAUUUAAACUCAAGUCAUUUUUGGCUAGAAAUAUUUCGGUGUAGAAUUUGAUUUGCGCAGAGAUUCGAAGAGAGAAAUCGUUUUUUUUUCUAUUUGUUUGUUUAAUUUUGCUUAUUUUUUUCGUCGAUCUUCGAUUCACUCUCUUUUGGAGAUUGGGAUUUCCAACAAUUUUGAAAUUCGUUUUUCAUCAAUGUUUGAUAUUUCAUUUUGUAAUUGAAAACAUUUGAAAAAUUUAAAUCGAAAAAAAGGAGAAAAAUCCAUUCGAGGUGAUGAAUUGUCGAAUCUCACAGAACUGAUCACUGACCGUGCAAUUUUCAAAUGUUAAAACUGACUGUAGAUUUUUUUUUCGUUCUAUUUUUCUCUCUCAAUGUUUCGUUUUCUGUUUAACGUUGUCGAUCGCUUGCGUGCGCGUACCGUUUUGUUAAAAAAAAAUUCUGCACCGUUCAGUUGGGAGUUUUUGUUUUUUUUUUGUUCAACGAAACAACGCGUUAUUAUUUGAUUUUGUUUCGUUCGUUUUUUUUUGUGCAUAAAGAAAAAUGAGCAAAAAAAAAUCCGUUCAGUUGUUAUAAUUUGCGGCUAAGAUGGGCGAGCGCAAGGAUCGAAGUAAAGAAUUAUGAAGAUGUUUAGUUCGUAAGCAAGCCAUAAUAUAACCAAAAAAAAAGAAAGAUGAACAAGUCGAAAUUAUUAAAUGAAUUGUACAAUCUAGUGAAGAAUGAAAGAAGAUGAAAAAAAAAGUCUAACAAAAAAAAAACAAACUCCACGUCUUAGUGUUUAAAAACUCUGGUCGACUGAUAAAGUACGGCCAAUUCUGUCUAAUCAUUAGUAAAUUUGUAAGUGAAAUUUAGUCUCCUUCGUUAUAUUAAAGAAAGAAAAA
Molecule: messenger RNA, 3067 nt
Organism: Sitodiplosis mosellana (orange wheat blossom midge)
Lineage: Eukaryota; Metazoa; Arthropoda; Insecta; Diptera; Cecidomyiidae
Product: protein krueppel-like
Exons: 2
Coding region: 620-2065 (481 amino acids)
Biological process (GO): regulation of transcription by RNA polymerase II
Molecular function (GO): RNA polymerase II cis-regulatory region sequence-specific DNA binding; DNA-binding transcription factor activity
Source: RefSeq, a predicted model, not a curated record